Molecule: messenger RNA, 3258 nt
Organism: Dipodomys ordii (Ord's kangaroo rat)
Lineage: Eukaryota; Metazoa; Chordata; Mammalia; Rodentia; Heteromyidae
Gene: Irf2bpl
Product: interferon regulatory factor 2 binding protein-like
Exons: 1
Coding region: 15-2402 (795 amino acids)
Biological process (GO): regulation of transcription by RNA polymerase II
Cellular component (GO): nucleus
Molecular function (GO): transcription corepressor activity
Source: RefSeq, a predicted model, not a curated record
CCAGGGCUGGCAUCAUGUCGGCCGCGCAGGUGUCCUCGUCCCGGAGACAGUCUUGCUACCUGUGCGACCUGCCCCGAAUGCCCUGGGCCAUGAUCUGGGACUUUUCCGAACCCGUGUGCCGGGGUUGCGUCAACUACGAGGGCGCCGAUCGCAUCGAGUUUGUGAUCGAGACCGCACGUCAGCUGAAGCGAGCGCACGGCUGCUUCCAGGACGGCCGCUCCCCCGGGCCGCCGCCGCCCGUCGGGGUCAAGACGGUGGCCUUGUCCGCUAAGGAAGCGGCGGCGGCGGCGGCGGCUGCAGCGGCCGCCGCACAGCAGCAGCAACAGCAGCAGCAGCAGCAGCAGCAGCAGCAGCAGCAACAGCAGCAGCAGCAGCAGCAACAACAACAGCUCAACCACGUCGAUGGUUCCAGCAAGCCUGCGGUGCUGGCGGCCCCGUCCGGCCUGGAGCGCUACGGCCUGAGCGCAGCCGCUGCCGCUGCUGCUGCCGCCGCCGCUGCCGUGGAACAGCGAAGCCGGUUCGAGUACCCGCCGCCGCCGGUGAGCCUGGGGAGCAGCAGCCACGCCGCGCGGCUGCCCAACGGCCUGGGGGGCCCAAAUGGCUUCCCCAAGUCAACCCCCGAGGAGGGGCCCCCGGAACUGAACCGCCAGAGCCCCAACUCGUCCUCGGCGGCGGCCUCGGUGGCGUCUCGGCGUGGGACGCAUGGUGGGUUGGUGACAGGGUUGCCCAACCCAGGGGGUGGCGGGGGCCCCCAGCUGACCGUGCCCCCGAACCUGCUGCCGCAGACGCUGCUUAACGGCCCAGCCAGCGCCGCGGUAUUGCCCCCACCCCCGCCCCACGGGCUGGGCAGCCGCGGUCCCCCGACGCCCGCGCCCCCCGGAGCUCCCGGGGGCCCUGCUUGUCUCGGGGGCGCCCCAGGCGCUACGGCUACUGCGUCCUCGGCGGCGGCGUCUUCCACCUCGUCGUCGGUGGCCGAGGUGGGCGUGGGUGCCGGUGGGAAGAGGCCCGGCUCGGUGUCGAGCACGGAUCAGGAGCGCGAGCUGAAGGAGAAGCAGCGCAACGCCGAGGCCCUGGCGGAGCUGAGCGAGAGCAUGCGGAACCGCGCGGAGGAGUGGGCCAACAAGCCCAAGAUGGUGCGGGACACGCUGCUCACGCUGGCCGGCUGCACGCCCUACGAGGUGCGCUUCAAGAAGGACCACUCGCUGCUGGGCCGCGUGUUCGCCUUCGACGCCGUCUCCAAGCCCGGCAUGGACUACGAGCUGAAGCUGUUCAUUGAAUAUCCCACGGGCUCGGGCAACGUGUACUCCAGUGCGUCCGGGGUGGCCAAGCAGAUGUACCAGGACUGCAUGAAGGACUUCGGUCGGGGCCUCUCCUCUGGCUUCAAGUACCUGGAGUACGAGAAGAAGCAUGGCUCCGGGGACUGGCGCUUGCUUGGGGACCUGCUGCCCGAGGCUGUGCGCUUCUUCAAGGAGGGCGUGCCAGGCGCUGACAUGCUGCCCCAGCCCUACCUGGACGCCAGUUGCCCCAUGCUGCCUACCGCGCUGGUGAGCCUCAGCCGCGCCCCCAGCGCGCCUCCAGGCACUGGGGCCCUGCCACCUGCCGCGCCCUCGGGCCGGGGUGCAGCCGCCAGUCUGCGCAAGAGGAAGGCAUCCCCCGAGCCCCCGGACUCGGCCGAGGGCGCGCUGAAGCUGGGCGAGGAACAGCAGAGGCAGCAGUGGAUGGCCAACCAGAGCGAGGCCCUGAAGCUCACCAUGUCGGCGGGGGGCUUUGCGGCGCCGGGCCACGCCGCAGGGGGGCCGCCGCCGCCGCCCCCGCCCCUGGGACCCCAUUCCAACAGGACCACCCCGCCGGAGUCAGCCCCCCAGAACGGGCCGUCCCCGAUGGCCGCCCUCAUGUCGGUGGCAGACACUCUGGGCACGGCGCACUCGCCCAAGGACGGCAGCUCCGUGCACUCUACCACGGCGUCCGCCCGGCGCAACAGCAGUAGUCCAGUGUCGCCUGCCUCCGUGCCCGGGCAGCGCCGCUUGGCGUCACGUAACGGGGACCUGAAUUUACAGGUGGCUCCCCCACCACCUAAUGCCCACCCGGGCAUGGACCAAGUGCACCCCCAAAACAUUCCGGAUUCCCCUAUGGCCAACAGCGGACCCCUCUGCUGUACCAUUUGCCACGAACGUUUGGAGGACACGCAUUUCGUUCAGUGCCCCUCCGUCCCUAGCCACAAAUUCUGCUUCCCUUGUUCUAGAGAGAGUAUCAAGGCCCAAGGGGCCACUGGCGAGGUGUAUUGUCCCAGCGGAGAGAAAUGCCCCCUAGUUGGGUCGAAUGUACCUUGGGCCUUCAUGCAGGGCGAAAUCGCGACUAUCUUAGCUGGGGAUGUUAAAGUGAAAAAGGAAAGAGACCCUUGAACCACAGGGCCACCACCUACUUUGCCCUAGACCAGUUCCUCUCCCAUCCAGAGCGCCCCACCCCCACGCCCCUCCCCUUCCCUUUCUCCACCCCUCCAAGAUGUAGAAUUGUGAAUAUAACAAACUGCAAAAAGUUAGUCUUAUGUAUAGACAUUAUUUUCGUCGUAUGUUUCUAUAUUUUGGAACAAAGGUAUGUAACUUCUUCAUUUGAAGGAUAAGCUGGUUUGUGUUAAGCAGUAUAAUAUUGGUUGGGUUAUUCGCAUCAUAAUCGUUAGCAUUUACUUGGUGGCAGAAUGUUUGCCUAGGUACAGAAUUAAUAGCCCUUAGCAACCACUGCUGCUGGUGUGUAUUUUUGUAAAUGUUAUGCACUCUGAAAGGAAAAACACACAUGAAAGAAAAAGACUUUUUUUGUUGUUUUGUUUUGCCAAGGCCAGUGUUGCUGCCUAAAAAAAAAUUAAUAAUAUUAAUGAUGAUGCUAUAAAAUGGUGAAAGCUUCUUUCUAAACAGCCCCAAGUGUUGAGGUCUUCACUUAAUUUUGUGUUCUGUUCUGUUUUGUUUUCCUGUUUUGUUUGCAAAAUGGUAUAGGGGGAUGUUGGGGGAGGGCCCGGGUGUUUUUUUGUUGCAAGUUUGUGAAGGGGGAAAUGUUUUGGUUUGUUUCUACUGACCUGAAUGUGUUGGAUCUUCACGUGUUGUUUUGUUUUUUGCUUUAUUGAUGCACGGAUGCUUUUGAACAGUAGAGCGAAAUGCUAGACAUGGAGAACCUGCUCUGUUUGUCCUUUAUACAUUUCUGUAGUUAACAGAACACUGUAAUGUGCCUUGGAGCUUAGUAACUUGUAAUAAAUUCAAUUGAUAUUAA